Messenger RNA from Chlorocebus sabaeus (green monkey), 5224 nucleotides. It is a transcript of the gene DRC5, whose product is annotated as dynein regulatory complex subunit 5. Gene Ontology annotation, molecular function: protein binding. The record is from RefSeq and is a predicted model, not a curated record. Gene Ontology annotation, biological process: microtubule-based movement. NCBI's taxonomy places the organism in Eukaryota, Metazoa, Chordata, Mammalia, Primates, Cercopithecidae.
UCAAGGCCACGGUCCCACUACCCCCAAAGCGGCCGCUUCCACGGAACCGUCCGAAGGGCUGGCCUCGCCACCCUGCGCGCGAGUGAGCCGCUUGCCGUGCGCGCAGCUGCAGCCGAGGAAGCAGCAGCGCCCCCUCCUCCGAACCGCGGCGUACUCGUCCUCCCCGCCCGGCCCGCUCCUAGCAACACGGGGCGUCCCCAACGACAAUGACCGGCGCCGGCGCGCGGGACUCUGUGAGGCAAGCGCCGAGGCUCCCGAAGCGGAUCCCUACCUGUAUCAAGGACCUGCCAGUCUGAGAAGUUUCUUGUCAUAAGGCCAUCUAGGGGCCACCCGGCCCUACAUUACCAGCCUCCAGCAUGCAGGAUACUGUAACAACAUCAGCAUUGUUGGACCCCAGCCACUCCUCAGUCUCCACCCAGGACAAGUCCUCCACUGGCGGACACACUUCAAGCACAGGCCCACAGCCCUCAAAGCCUUCAAUCACACCAGUCUCUGCAAAGUCCAGGAACCCACAUCCUGGGGCCAAUUUCCAUCGGAUGCGCCGGAUCAUUGCUGAAGAUCCUGAGUGGUCACUGGCCAUCGUGCCCCUCCUCACAGAGCUCUGCAUUCAGCACAUCAUCAGGAACUUCCAGAAAAACCCUAUCCUGAAGCAGAUGCUCCCGGAACACCAGCAGAAGGUCCUGAACCACCUGCCCCCUGACCUACCACUGGCUGUGACCGCCAACCUGAUAGACAAUGAGAACUACUGGCUCCGCUGCUGCAUGCAGCGCUGGCCCGUGUGCCACGUGGCCCACCAUGGCGGCAGCUGGAAACGCAUGUUCUUCGAGCGGCACCUGGAGAACCUGCUAAAGCACUUUAUCCCAGGCACCACGGACCCCGCGGUGAUCCUCGACCUGCUGCCCCUCUGCAGGAAUUAUGUGCGCAGGGUCCACGUCGAUCAGUUCCUUCCGCCGGUGCAGCUCCCGGCCCAGCUCCGGCCGGGCGACCAGUCGGACUCAGGCAGCGAGGGAGAGAUGGAGGAGCCCACCGUUGACCACUAUCAACUGGGCAAUCUGGUAGCUGGCCUGAGCCACCUGGAGGAGCUAGACCUGGUGUACGAUGUCAAGGACUGCGGCAUGAAUUUCGAGUGGAAUCUCUUCCUCUUCACCUACCGCGACUGCCACUCCUUGGCAGCCGCCAUCAAGGCGUGCCACACCCUCAAGAUCUUCAAGCUGACCCGAAGCAAGGUGGAUGAUGACAAAGCACGCAUCAUAAUUCGAAGUCUUCUGGACCACCCAGUCCUUGAGGAGCUGGACUUGUCACACAACCUCAUUGGGGACCGUGGUGCACGAGGUGCUGCCAAGCUGCUGAGCCACAGCCGCCUGCGUGUGCUCAACCUGGCCAACAACCAGGUGCGUGCGCCUGGUGCCCAGUCGCUGGCUCAUGCUCUAGCACACAACACCAACCUCAUUUCCCUCAACCUACGUCUCAACUGCAUCGAGGAUGAGGGUGGCCAGGCUCUUGCCCAUGCCUUGCAGACCAACAAGUGCCUCACCACCCUGCACCUCGGUGGCAAUGAGCUGUCUGAACCCACCGCCACACUCCUGUCGCAGGUGCUCGCCAUCAACACCACACUCACCAGCAUCAACCUGUCCUGCAACCACAUCGGGCUGGAUGGUGGGAAGCAGCUCCUGGAAGGCAUGUCGGACAACAAGACCCUCCUGGAAUUUGACUUGCGCCUGUCAGAUGUGGCCCAGGAAAGCGAGUACCUCAUUGGCCAGGCCCUCUAUACAAACCGAGAAGCAGCCCGCCAGCGGGCCUUGAAUCGCAGCCACUUCAUGUCAACCAUCACUGCCAAUGGCCCUGAGAACUCUGUGGGAUAAAAUGACCUGACUUGGAUCAUGGCCCCAGCCCUGUCCCUCAUUUCAUACCCCCGCCAUGCCUGCUGCAGAGUAUCACUCUGGUUCAGAGGGAGCGGGGAGGGGGACCGUGAAUAUCCUUGGAGUGAUCAAGGGUUGUAUGGAUGGAGACAUGAGGCAGGAAAGGGAGACUGGCAUGGGGGAAGAAAGGGUAUGCAGUAGGAACCCGCCCCUGUGCCCAGGGAAAGGAUAUUACUGAACCCCCACAAAUGACCAACUUCUUCCAGGAAUAGGGAAGUCAGAGAGGUGUCUGAGGGACUGUGCCUGCCAGAUUCUCCCACGGGGCCUGCCUGCCUCCCUGACUCCCCUCCCCACCAUUUUCUUCUCUACCAAACAGAUCCUUGAUCUUCAAACACGCACGCGCGCGCGCACACACACACACACACACACACGCUCUGGCUACAGCAGAGCUAUGUCUGGCUCUCUUUGCCACCCUCAGCCCUGUAGAUGCAUUUCCCUGUUGCUUGACUCUGCUUUAGGUGAUCCAGUUCUAUAGGCCACUCCAUCCCCUAUUUCCCCAACCUGGGAAGGGGACAACGAAAUGACACCAGGGACUCAGACCCAGUGGCCUCCUCUGGGGAGGCAGCUGUAGAUGACGACUUCCAGGGAAAGAUGACACGAUUCCUGCCACCCACCCCAGAGAGCUUCCCUGGGAGGGAGGGAAAGAAGUGCCACACUGGGACAGGAAGUCAGUGAGUCAUCCACAACUUUAUUAUCCACCAGUUUGAUUUGUACAAUCUUUGCGCUUAAAUCCACGACAAAAAGGCCACAGUGUGAUGCACCCAAUUGACAGAGACCUGUCUUCUCCCCAGCCAGGCCCAGCCCACCCCACAAGCCCUUGUCCCCAGGCCACAUGGAGCCUUCUAGGUGCCCUCCAUGAGUCCCCAUCACUCUGUAGCUGUCCACCCUGGGGCCACACCUACAGGAAUCACAUCAGCCCCCAAGGCCACAAGAGACCUAGCUGACUGAUUCAGGCUGAGCGCCAUUCCCCAUCCUCCUCAGGCUGACUGAUUGGCCCAGAGCCUCCAGAAUUGUGUCCCCAAAGGGCAGGUCAUGGGCUACAACCCCAAUGCAGGAGUGCCUGCUCUCCAGGGACUCCUUCCACUAAGCAGAUGCUAAGCAGAGCACCAAAGGGGGCUCGGGAGUGACUGCAUGUGUAUGCCUGUCUAGGCAACCUAGAGUCUGUCUGUGCCUGACACCCUCUGACAGUUCCGGAGUGCAAACGUGUAGGUGUGAGGGUGUGUGUGUGUGUAUAGCCACAGCUGCUAGCAGAGGUUCUAAUUAGAGAAACAAGAACAUUCAGUGUAAAGUUUAAUCUUAGAGAUUAAUUUUCUGGUUUUUGUUUUCCCUGGCAAUCAAUAAAGCUACCAAGAAAAUAGACCAAAGAAUUGUUUCUCUCUAAGUCUGUGCGUGUGUGGGAGAUGAGGCUGAGAUGACCUAGGCAGAAAUAGUCAAUACAGGCAAAAAUAAUAAUAGAGGUCCCCCUUCCCCUCUUCUGAGACCAGGCUCUGUCUCAGGAACAGGCCUGAGGGAGGAGGAGCCAUGUUCCUCCUCCCCUGGAGCCCUGAGGUGGCCAGGCUGUCCCCACACAGAGCAUGACAUCCGGGUGCCAGCUGGCUAAGAAAUGGAGCCUGAGGCCGCAGCUCACCACCUGUACCUCACAGAUGUCCAUUCAGAGGAAAGAAGGGUGCUCCAAAUGCCAGGCCCCCAAGGAGCACAGACUCGGGAUCCAGGCAGGUUCAGUGCUAAUAGGCAGGUGGGCACUACUGCCAGGGAAACCUGGUGGGCAGCUGUUUCCCCUGCCCAAGCCUCUCUCUAGCCUCUUCUCCCUCCUCACUCAGCCAUCUCUACCUGAAAGUAAAGCUAAACCCUUUAGAAGCCAUGGGCCAUGGUAUCCCCACAAUUUGGGCCCCUCUCCCUAGGAAGAAGGGAAGGGGAGCCAGAGGUGAUGUUGCAUAGGUGGAGGCCACACAGUUGGUGGUGCAGGCCUGGCUGGGCUGGAGGAAGAUGACAGGGGCUGAAGGAGGGGAAGGAGGAGUUCUGAUGGCUCAGGCGAAUGUAAGCAGCAUCAGGGGUGAGAAAUGUGGGUGGCCCAAGGGUUAUCCUCUCUAGCCUAAAAUGUGAGCUCAAGCCCUGGGCACUAAAUCUGCGGGGGAGACUUUAGCCAGGGGAGUUGGGAGGGCAGGAGGGCUGUUCACAGACAUGCACACUGAAGCACACUGGGGUGGAGGUGGUGGGGUGCGCACAGGGAGAGAAGGCGGUGUCAGAGCUUUAGGGGAACAGGAUGUGGGGCCAGCACCCUGGGGUGGUGGCAGGAUGCCCCUUUGAAGACCCUGGGACACACAGCAGGGCUUCAGCUCAUAGGAUAGGGGAGGAUGGAAGGGUUGGGCAAGAUUUAGAGAAUGCUUGCCUCUGACCCUGCCAUUGGAAUUAUUUCUCCAGUUGGGACUUGUGACAACGUCCUCAGCCCCCCAGAGAUGUGUUUGAGGGAAAAGCACGCUCCACUCCUCUGCACAGGUUUAGGGAGGCAAAGGCUGCCCCCACAGAUACCCCACCUUUGGAAGUCCUUUCCUCUACCCUCCACUGCCCUCUUCUUACUCCCACCUGCUUCCCUCUAGAGGUCCCCGUUGUCACCCAGGUCUAUGUCAUGCUCUCUCCCCUUAGUCACUCGCCCUGGCCAGCUUUAACAAGCGCCGCCCGGGUGUAUCUCACACUCUCUAAAGGGAGUACACACCCAGAACCCAGGUGAGGAGGCCCCUGCCGGGAGGCUGCAGAGUUUAGAGAAAGGACUGAGGUACACAGCCCUCCAUAUUUCACUCUCCUCCCCACUGCACCCUGGCAACAGCUCUGCAGGACCAAAGAGCGGGAGAUGAGAGCCGUCUGUGCGGUGAGCACAGUCCCUCUGGACCUGGAGUGGGGGCCCAGUUAGAUAAACAACAGCGGAAGGAGCGGCAGAAGGGAAACCCCAAUCUUGGGGUCAGCGCCAAGAAGAGGGCAGCAACAUUUCCACGGUGUUGGAUGGAGGCUUGGGGCUGACACCUGGCCCCAGCCUCAGACCCGCUAAAUGCAUUAGCUAGUUGGAAUCCAGCCUGCUGGUCACCAAACCACUGCUCCCUCCACAGAGAGAGGCCCCAGGGGAGUGAGGCCACGGAGGAAGGAAAACCCCAAGUUCCCUUCUCCACAGCCUCUAAAUCUCCCAGCCGCACGCCAGGGCCUCUCCCUUCAGACAAGGCCCAACGCGGGGCCCACGGCGCGGUUGUCAUCUAACAGUCAGAAGAUCUGUUGAAGGGCUGGACAGGAGGGAGGUGUCCCUUUAGGAACUCAGG